ACGUUCCGUUAUUCCACUGGCAGCUGCCCACCCAAUCACCAUUCACUCCCUGGUUAAAUCACGUGUUUAGCCGGCCCCAUUUAUUUACCCACCACACAUUUCUUCUUCUUCUUCUUCUUCAAUUCACUCUCUGGUUCGCCUUCAAUCUUCUGGUUUGCUUUCUCAACUCAUUUCUUUCUUGCUUGAUUUGUUUUGUAAAGCCCAGCACAUGGAAAAAUGCCAGAAGGAAUCACAGCAGAGGCUCUCUUGAACAACAUGAUGGAGUCAUUCGCAGACAGUGUACCGAAGCAAAAAUCUGUGUCAUUCUUCGAAGAGGAGAAAUCAAGAAAAGUCACUGAGCAAUUCAAUAGGCUCUUCGGUCGCCAGAAGCCAGUGCACCAUGUUCUUGGAGGAGGCAGAUCUGCUGAUGUGCUGCUGUGGAGGAACAAGAAAAUCUCAGCCAGUGUUUUGGCUUCUGCUACAAUCAUGUGGUUGCUUUUUGAGUGGCUUGACUAUCACUUGCUCACCCUUGUUUGCUUUGCUUUGAUUCUUGGAAUGUUUCUUCAGUUUCUGUGGACUCAUACUUCUGGCUUGGUGACCAGGUCUCCAUCACAGGUCCCCCGGAUCGUUCUUCCGGAAGAAGUGUUUGUAAACCUUGCAAAGAUGAUUGGCUCUGAAGUGAACCGCGGUUUGGGAUUCCUUCAAGACCUCGCCUGCGGAGGGACAUCUAAGCAGUUCCUAAUUGCUGUGGCAUGCUUGUUGGCUACUGCUGUCAUUGGAACCUGGUGCAACUUUCUGACUGUUGUAUACAUUGGUUUCGUUGGCGCGCACACACUGCCAGUUCUAUAUGAGAGAUAUGAAGACGAAGUGGACAACUUUGCAUAUAGCGUCUUUGACCGGCUACACCACAAUUACAGGAAGCUGGAUUCUGGGUUUCUCAGCAGAAUCCCAAAGGGCAAAUUCAAAGUGAAGAAGCAUGAGUAAUAGUAGUAGCAUAAGCCUUCAUUUUCCCUCCCCAUUUCACUAUUAUUAUUAUGUGCACUUGAUUGCAUAUGUUAAGACAUUUAAUUUAAUAUCCCCAUCUAUUAAUUCCCAUAAAUAUUAGAAACUUCAUGAGUUAAUGUUUAUUUAUAUUUAUCAGAAUUAAUAGGUGUACUCUUU
This is a messenger RNA of Cuscuta campestris, 1140 nucleotides long. NCBI's taxonomy places the organism in Eukaryota, Viridiplantae, Streptophyta, Magnoliopsida, Solanales, Convolvulaceae. The record is from the annotation of a GenBank genome assembly.